This is a messenger RNA of Centruroides sculpturatus (bark scorpion), 2199 nucleotides long. Its product is annotated as zinc finger protein 26-like. The transcript is spliced from 2 exons. NCBI's taxonomy places the organism in Eukaryota, Metazoa, Arthropoda, Arachnida, Scorpiones, Buthidae. The record is from RefSeq and is a predicted model, not a curated record. The coding region runs from base 310 to 2199 and encodes 629 amino acids.
UAAUUAAAUUUUAAAAAUACUUUAAAUACAAAAGGUGCAAAUAAAAUAAUCGUCAAAAUAAAUUUUAACUAAUUUAUGUUAAUACGAAGAGAAAAUUAUGUGUCCGAAGAAAACUGAAGAUUUAUUCAAAAUUAUCAUCAACCUAAACUGCAAAUACUCUAGUAAGAAGUUAAAACAUUUCAUUUAAUUGAUAUACUUUGAAAUGCAUUUGAAAGUCAACACAUUCUUAUUUUUAAAACAAAAAUAAUUGUUUUUAUCAGAAAAGUAUUGUGGCUAGAUUAAAAUAGAAUAAAAACAUUUUCUUCAAAUAUGGAUACAGUAGAAUGCAAUACUUGUGGCAGAGAAUUUAAAGGACAACGUGGAUUAUCAAUCCAUAAAGCAAAAAGUAGUUGUGGAUAUUCAACAAAUAGUUAUUGUAGUUCAGUUUCGCGUUAUUCAACUUUAUCAAAUGUAGAAAUGGCAGAAUGUAAUACUUGUGGCAGAGAAUUUAAAGGACAGCUUGGCUUAUCUAUUCAUAAAGCAAAAAGUAGCUGUGGGUCUUCAUCGAACAGUAGUUGCAGUUCGUCAGCAUAUUCGUCUAUGUCAAGUGCUAGUAUAAUAUCAUGUAGUACCUGUGGAAAGGAAUGCAAAGGACAACGUGGAUUAGCUAUUCAUAAAGCAAAAAGUAGCUGUGGGUCUUCAUCGAACAGUAGUUGCAGUUCGUCAGCAUAUUCGUCUAUGUCAAGUGCUAGUAUAAUAUCAUGUAGUACCUGUGGAAAGGAAUGCAAAGGACAGCUUGGCUUAUCCAUUCAUAAAGCAAAAAGUAGCUGUGGGUCUUCAUCGAACAGUAGUUGCAGUUCGUCAGCAUAUUCGUCUAUGUCAAGUGCUAGUAUAAUAUCAUGUAGUACCUGUGGAAAGGAAUGCAAAGGACAGCUUGGCUUAUCCAUUCAUAAAGCAAAAAGUAGCUGUGGGUCUUCAUCGAACAGUAGUUGCAGUUCGUCAGCAUAUUCGUCUAUGUCAAGUGCUAGUAUAAUAUCAUGUAGUACCUGUGGAAAGGAAUGCAAAGGACAGCUUGGCUUAUCCAUUCAUAAAGCAAAAAGUAGCUGUGGGUCUUCAUCGAACAGUAGUUGCAGUUCGUCAGCAUAUUCGUCUAUGUCAAGUGCUAGUAUAAUAUCAUGUAGUACCUGUGGAAAGGAAUGCAAAGGACAGCUUGGCUUAUCCAUUCAUAAAGCAAAAAGUAGCUGUGGGUCUUCAUCGAACAGUAGUUGCAGUUCGUCAGCAUAUUCGUCUAUGUCAAGUGCUAGUAUAAUAUCAUGUAGUACCUGUGGAAAGGAAUGCAAAGGACAGCUUGGCUUAUCCAUUCAUAAAGCAAAAAGUAGCUGUGGGUCUUCAUCGAACAGUAGUUGCAGUUCGUCAGCAUAUUCGUCUAUGUCAAGUGCUAGUAUAAUAUCAUGUAGUACCUGUGGAAAGGAAUGCAAAGGACAGCUUGGCUUAUCCAUUCAUAAAGCAAAAAGUAGCUGUGGGUCUUCAUCGAACAGUAGUUGCAGUUCGUCAGCAUAUUCGUCUAUGUCAAGUGCUAGUAUAAUAUCAUGUAGUACCUGUGGAAAGGAAUGCAAAGGACAGCUUGGCUUAUCCAUUCAUAAAGCAAAAAGUAGCUGUGGGUCUUCAUCGAACAGUAGUUGCAGUUCGUCAGCAUAUUCGUCUAUGUCAAGUGCUAGUAUAAUAUCAUGUAGUACCUGUGGAAAGGAAUGCAAAGGACAGCUUGGCUUAUCCAUUCAUAAAGCAAAAAGUAGCUGUGGGUCUUCAUCGAACAGUAGUAGCAGUUCGUCAUCAGAAUAUUCGUCUAUGCCAAGUAGUAAUACUUCUAGAAAUGAACUUAAAAGAAACGCUAAUCUUCCUUAUCACAGAACAAAGAACUUUACAGGAUAUUCUUCGCCGCAUUUUCCUGGAACUUCAUCAGAAUCAUUGUCGAUAAUAUCAGAGUUAGAUAAUAAUUGGGAAGAACCAUUCGAAGAUGAAGAUUUAACUAUUUCCAAAAUACCUGAAUGUGACAAAACUAAUCAGAGCUGCAAUGAAAAGAGUUUCGACCUAUUUAAAGCAUGGUUAAAUGAUUUGGAAAAACCAGAUCUUAAUGUUCAUUCUGACCUUCCUAUUUACAAUCCAAAAAUGACCCUUCUCUAUCUUCCAACUCCUCGACCUUUAAUUACUAAAAGUUCGUAG